Messenger RNA from Sitodiplosis mosellana (orange wheat blossom midge), 1089 nucleotides. Its product is annotated as BTB/POZ domain-containing protein 3-like. The coding region runs from base 1 to 1089 and encodes 362 amino acids. The transcript has 2 exons. NCBI's taxonomy places the organism in Eukaryota, Metazoa, Arthropoda, Insecta, Diptera, Cecidomyiidae. The record is from RefSeq and is a predicted model, not a curated record. Gene Ontology annotation, molecular function: protein binding.
AUGGAAGAGAUUGAAAAUGUUCUAAAGAAUGAUGGUGCUUCUAAAGCCAGUGCCAGACUUUACCUUAACGAAGAAUUUGCGGAUGUGAAUUUCUUAUUCGAAAUUGAUGAAGAAAUUCAAAAAGUGCCUGCGAACAAAAUUGUCUUAGCCGUAUUGAGUCCAGUUUUCAAUGCGAUGUUCUUCGGUCCGAAUAAAGAGACAGGCGAUGUGAAAAUCGUUGACGCAACCAUUGACACGUUCAAAGAAUUUCUGCAAUUUUUCUAUUUGAACAACGUAACAAUCGCGAUGGAAAAUAUUGAAGGUGUGGUUCGAUUGGCUGACAAGUAUGAUGUGCUUGAACAUGUGAAUGCAUCUGCGGUGCUGCUCGAGAAUGAACUUACCUUGGAAAAUAUGUGCUGGGGCUAUCAACUGGCGUUAAUGCUCGAUAAUGAAACGCUGAAACAGUUCUGUGAAAAGCACAUCAGUGCAUACCCGGAUGAUAUCUUUAAAUCGGCCACAUUUCAACGCUGCGAUCAAAUCGUUCUGAAACAUAUUCUACUACUGAAUUCAAUGGCCUGUAGAGAAUUUGAGGUGCUUGAUGCCUGUUUGGUAUGGGCCAAAUACUCGUGCAAUCUGAACAACGUCGAUGAAAACAAUCCGCUAAAUUUGAAAGCACAACUUGGCGAAUGUUUCAGCUUGAUUCGAUUUGGGGCAAUGAAAUCCGAAGAAUUUGCAACACAUUCUAUAUUACACAGAGAAAUGUUCACAGCAGAGGAAUUGGCGGACAUUUUGUAUGCAACAACAGUUAAAAAAUUUAAAUCAAGCAAAUUCGUUCAAGAGCCACGAAAUGAUCACAAUUACAACAAGGAGAAUCCGUCAUGUUUGGAGCUACAGCGACCAAUUUUAAUCAAUCCUGAUAAAACGUACGAAAUCUCAUGGGAAGUAGUAAACGGAUUCGGAUUCGGACAAAACAAUAGUUCGGACUACUACUAUUAUUAUUCUUCGAAUGAAAAUUUCACAUUAACUGGAGGAAUUACUGUGAAGAUGAAAAAUCAAUAUCCUUAUUGUAAUACGGGCCUUAUAUCUCGUUUGUGCUUCAAUCGACUAUGA